Molecule: messenger RNA, 2820 nt
Organism: Anoplopoma fimbria (sablefish)
Lineage: Eukaryota; Metazoa; Chordata; Actinopteri; Perciformes; Anoplopomatidae
Gene: tmc2a
Product: transmembrane channel-like 2a
Exons: 20
Coding region: 1-2820 (939 amino acids)
Biological process (GO): detection of mechanical stimulus involved in sensory perception of sound; vestibular reflex
Cellular component (GO): plasma membrane
Molecular function (GO): mechanosensitive monoatomic ion channel activity
Source: RefSeq, a predicted model, not a curated record
AUGAUACUUGAGAUAGAGGUUGACGGUGAUUUGAGUGGCAGUGAUGACGAAGGCACUCAGAGGAGAGGGAACAGGAGACAGGGAGCUGGAAGAGGAGGUGCAAGGGGAAGAGGCCGGGGGAAAAAACCAGCCAGUGACGGCGAAGACGAAGAUGAUGAAGAUGAAGCUCCCAGGGGACGCAGGGCAGCAAACAAGAAGAAGCCCACCAAGAAACGUGGGGGUGGCAAUGAUGAUGAUGAUGAGAGCGAGGACGAGGCUCCCAAGAGAGGGCGAAAAGGAGCAGCCAAUAAGAAGAAAGGAGGCAAAGCUCAGGACAGUGAUGAAGAGGACAGCGAUGUGGGGAAGGGAAAGAAGGGAAAGAAGGGAGGGGGGAGGAAAGGAGGGAAGGAAGAGGCGGACAGUAAGGGUAAAAAGGGGGAUGCCAAAGGGAAGGACAAGGGGAAAGACAAAGACAAUGACAAGGACAAGAAGAAAAAGAAAAAGGCCGACAGUUCAUCUGAUUCCAACUCAGACUCUGAUGAGGAGGAGUCCUUGUCAGAGGGAGAGAUGGCCCGGCUGAUGGAGGAGGUGGAGGAGAAGAAGAAGCUGAUUGCCACCAUCAGGAACAAGCCGUGGAGAAUGAAGCGGAGGCUCAUGAACCUGAGGGAGGCUCAAGGAUUUGUGGAUAAGUUUGAGGGAGCUCUGGGCAAAGGAAAAGGCAGGAAGUGGUUCGCCUACAAAGUGAUGAUGAAAAAGAAAUGGAUCAAGUUCCAGAGGGAUUUUGAGAAUUUCAGAACAGCAUGUAUCCCGUGGGAGAGGAAAAUCAAAGAGGUGGAAAGUCACUUUGGGUCAUCUGUGGCGUCUUACUUUAUCUUCCUGCGCUGGAUGUACGGCAUGAACCUGGUCCUUUUUGGUUUCACUUUUGGACUGAUGGUGAUCCCUGAGGUUCUGAUGGGCCUUCCCUACGGGUCCAUUCCCAGGAAGACUGUGCCCAGAGCAGAGCAGGACACCGCUCAAGACUACUCUGUCCUCAUGGACUUCAACGGCUACUGCAAAUAUUCAGUCCUGUUCUACGGCUAUUACAACAACCAGAGGACCAUCGGCUUGCUAAAGUUCAGGCUGCCUCUGUCCUACCUCAUGGUCGGGAUCGGCACCUUCGGCUACAGCCUGAUGGUCGUGAUCCGCACAAUGGCCAAGAACGCUGAUGUCGGAGGUGGUGAUGGAGACGAAGGGGAGUUCACAUUUGCCUGGAAGAUGUUCACCAGCUGGGAUUACCUCAUUGGCAACUCAGAGACCGCUGACAACAAAUACGCCUCCAUCACCACCAGCUUCAAGGAGUCCAUCGUGGAUGAGCAGGAGAACCAGAAGGACGAGAACAUUCACUUGCGGAGGUUCCUCAGAGUCAUGGCUAACUUCUUCAUCACUUGCAGCCUUGGCGGAAGCGGAUACCUCAUCUACUUUGUGGUGAAGAGGUCUCAGGAGUUCGCUAACAGGACCGACCUCAGCUGGUACGAGAAGAACGAGUUGGAGAUCAUCAUGUCUCUGCUGGGGCUGGUGUGUCCUCCUCUGUUUGAGACCAUCGCUGAGCUGGAGGACUACCAUCCUCGAAUCGCCCUCAAGUGGCAGCUCGGACGCAUCUUCGCCCUCUUCCUGGGAAACCUCUACACCUUUCUGUUUGCCCUGUUUGACGAGGUCAACACCAAGCUGGAAGAGGAAGAGUCCAUUAAGAACGCCAGCAUCUGGGCCAUGAAAGAGUACUACGCCAACUACACGCUUCUGCUCAACGGCACUGAUGCCACCCCACCCCCCAUGAGCCCUGCUGAUGUCAUCAGAGGACCCUGCUGGGAGACCGCCGUUGGCAUUGAGUUUGUGAAGCUGACAGUGUCGGACAUCCAGGUGUCGUACCUGACCAUCCUGAUCGGUGACUUUGCUAGAGCUGUCAUUGUUCGCUUCCUCAACUACUGCUGGUGCUGGGACCUAGAGGCUGGAUUUCCGUCAUAUGGAGAGUUUGACAUCAGUGGUAAUGUACUUGGACUGGUUUUCAAUCAAGGAAUGAUCUGGAUGGGUGCCUUUUAUGCUCCUGGGCUGGUCGGCAUCAACGUGCUGCGCCUCCUCAGCUCCAUGUACUAUCAGUGUUGGGCUGUCAUGGCCACCAACGUCCCACACGAGAGAGUCUUCAAGGCCUCCAAGUCCAACAACUUCUACAUGGGUCUGCUGCUCCUCAUCCUCUUCCUCAGCCUGUUACCUGUCGUCUACACCAUCAUGACCCUGCCGCCUUCAUUUGACUGCGGACCCUUCAGUGGGAAGGCGAAGAUGUUUGAUGUGAUCAUGGAGACAAUCGACCUGGACCUGCCAGCCUUCUUGGGGACGCUUUUCAGCUAUGCAGCCAACCCAGGCCUCAUCAUACCAGCUGUACUGCUCAUGGUACUGGCCAUCUACUAUCUGAACUCAGUGUCUGAGGCGUAUCAAACCGCCAACAUGGAGCUGAAGAAGAAGAUGCAGAUGGCUCGGGAUGAAGAGAAGAACAGGAGGAACAACACGGACAGCACCAACCAGGUCAUGAAAGACCUGGAGGACCUGCUACCAAACCGAUCCCUCAUGCCCCCUGCUCCUCCACCAGAGCCUGAAAAGACGGCAGAGCCAGCAUCAAAGCCAACUAAAACAAAGCCUGGGUCAGCCGGUAAAGGAGUUAAUCUGGAGAGAGAUGUGGCUCUGGCAUCGCCCAACCCCAACGCUCGAGGGCCAGUGAACCGGGUGCCCGGGCCAAGAGGACCUGGUCAAAUGCCUGGUCCUGGACCCGGCCGGGGCCGAGGCCGUGGGAGGGGGCCCCCUCCGAGAUAA